AUGCUCCAUCAAUCCGCGGUCAUUCUCUACCAGCGUGGUAUCGAAUGGGAAAACCCUUGCGAACAAUGUGAGACAUCUGGCACUUUUAGGAAGUGCGUCGUGGGGUUCGAGUACGACUCGGCUGGCACGACUCGUGCUUUCUUUCAGGGACCGUGUGCGAAUUGCCUUUGGAAUGGCAAGUCAGCGAAGUGUGGUUAUUACCUCGGUCGCACCCAAGGUUGGAAUUCCGAUGAUGAUGUCACGAUUCUUCAGGCUGGCGGUUUGUUGCGGGCUUUGGACAGUGGUCCCGCUCUGAAGGAUAUCCCUCCCAAGGUGGAGGAGAUCGCUGAUGACUCCGCCGAAAGACAGUCAAAGACUGCUGUCCUCGAAAAUGAUCCAUUUCGUUUCUUACUCGAAGAGCGAAAUGACAAAGCUGAAGAACACCAAAGCACAUGCACAACGCAUGGCUCGGUCGAUGUCGAAUCUGACUCUACGGAAGAAUGUCCGCAGGUCUCGCCGGUCAAAGAUAUCGCAGGAAAGUCACCAACAGAACUAUCAGACAGGAUUGUUCAGCCCGCCCAGCAAGCCAUGCAAUAUUUGUCGAAACCGAGGCAGCUCUUUCAGGUAGUUGGAUGUUCAAAAAGAAAUGGCCUACCGCAUGUCCUGUUGAGAGGUACAAUCACGAUCUGUCCUCCAUUGUCCAGCGAUUCGGCCUCAGUUGCCGAAGCGAUGCUGCUGCGCACCCUACUCCUUGCUCUGCUGAACCGUGCCCGCCACUCCUAUGAUUACCGCACGUUCAUGGCAGCUCGGUUAGAGAUACUGGCUCUUAUCAACCAGAGACCUUUCGCGACGGCCGUGUCGUUCUCCGCGAAGGAGCACUCCAAGACUACUACCACCAAAACGCUUUUCCUGGCAGACAUUCAGCGCGUCUGGGAGGCCUCCUUGAUCCUGCUUCGGGCUAGAGAAUCUGUGGUUCCGGCCAACUGGGCUUUAGAUGCGUAUAACGGUGCAGAGUUUAUGGCAACCAUGUCUGGGAACAAACAACAACGUGGAAUGUCCUGUCCCCUCCCGCUCAUCGCACCAGCGCUCCCGCCGCCGCCGCUACAGGGAGAGUCUCUGGAGGCAGACAUUGACUACCAUAUGGACCGAGGCUGA
Molecule: messenger RNA, 1134 nt
Organism: Aspergillus lentulus
Lineage: Eukaryota; Fungi; Ascomycota; Eurotiomycetes; Eurotiales; Aspergillaceae
Source: RefSeq, a predicted model, not a curated record